AUGAAAUCCCACUCACUAUGGGGCACAGCAAAGAACCCUGUCAAGUUCCGAAUACCAACUGCCGACAAUCUAGUACCAAUUAGACUGGACAUUGAAAUUGAUGGGCAGCGACUUAGAGAUGCUUUCCUCUGGAACCCAUCCGAUCCUGAUUCUGAAGUCGUCGUGUUUGCAAAAAGGAUGGUGAAGGACUUGAAGCUUCCUCCAGCCUUUGUCACUCAGAUUGCUCAAUCCAUUCAAACUCAGUUAGGCGAUUUUCGAUCAUAUGAGGGGCAAGAUAUGUUUAUUGGCGAGAAGGUUGUUCCAAUCAAGCUUGAUCUCCGUGUUAACCAUACUCUUAUCAAGGACCAUUUUCUCUGGGAUUUAAACAACUUUGAGAGUGAUCCUGAAGAAUUUGCCAAAACCUUUUGCAAAGAUAUGGGCAUUGAAGAUCCUGAAGUUGGACCUGCUGUUGCAAUUGCCAUCAGAGAACAGCUUUACGAGAUUGCUGUGCAAAAUGUGACUUCAGCCCGUGAAAGCAGAAUAAACAAGAAAGGGCGUAGAGGAUUCGACCAUGUCCAGGCCAGCAAGACUGGUGGCAAUGCUGUGGAUUUAUUUAAGCUAUUUGGCAACAAGUCGAGUGUCGUACGGAAGAGGAAAGAGUGGGAUAUGUACGAACCGAUUGUUGACCUGUUGUCGAAUGAAGAAGUUGAUGCCCUUGAAGCAAAAGAAGAAAGGAAUGUUCGAUAA
This is a messenger RNA of Striga hermonthica, 726 nucleotides long. The record is from the annotation of a GenBank genome assembly. NCBI's taxonomy places the organism in Eukaryota, Viridiplantae, Streptophyta, Magnoliopsida, Lamiales, Orobanchaceae.